AAGCAAUCCAGUUAAUAACUACAGCCCAGUGAAUGACGUACUCCUAUACAAGAACUAGAUUCUAGUCCCAAAUGCGUAAUGUUUUGGUUGGAAAUUAAAGAAUCAGAAACAUAAACAUCAAAAAUGACUUGAAUUGAACACAAUCGAGUUGAUUCAAAGACACUGAAUGGAUACAGUUCUUUAAGUAAUGGUGCCCGUCCUUUAAAUAUUUCUUUGACAUUGAUUAAGCAAAAUGCCGAGCGCCAAAAAGAAGGAAUUGAAUUUGGCCAAGAGUGUAGGGGAACUGAAUAAGAUGGCCCAAAUUCAGGAUAAAAUUGGCAAAAAUGCCAACCCCAAACCGUAAGUAUGGGUGUUUAUUAUAGUAUCGAUAUUGUAGGAUUGAAAUGUGUUUUUGUUGAAGAGUUAGAUUUGUAAUAAUGUGAAAUAAAUAUAGAUGUAAGUUACUGUUGUAUGUUUUUGUCGAAAACGUAAAUAUAUGAUGUCAUAUUUUGUAAAACAGCUAUUUGAUUGGUUGGGUAGUAUUAAAGAAUGUUAAAAUAUCAAACUGUUCCUGCCGGUCGCUUGAUUUUUUACUAGAGACAGAUCUUUUGUUUGGUAGUAUGAUUAUAUAUCUGUAACAUCUGUGUUGACACUCGCUGAUAUAAAUGUAUCACCAUCCGGAGUUAACUCGGUCACAGAAUAGAGACAGACAGAAGGUCGACUUCCUGAUUUUGCCUGUGAUUUUGGCGUAACCAGUGGCGGAAAUCUCGGAGGGGCAGGGGGGAAGCACCCCCACCUUCGUGGAAAAUGACAAAUUUUCAGAAAUUUUGACCUAUAGGAGGGCUAAAAACAGCCUAAUUUCAAGUGCAAAUGGGGGGGGGGGUUGUCGGAAAUUUGAAAGUUUUGUCAGAAAUUUAGAAGGCUUCGCCCCCCACCGGAAAAAGUGAAUUUCUGCCUAUGCAGUGUCUACUGUGUCUCCGCUGGUUCGUCUGCAAUUUCAUUUUUAUCGUAUUAAAUUCGUAUUUAAUUCAGGAAAUAGUUUUAAUUCUUUUAAAAACUAUAUUUUCUAGUGAAUUGAAAGAAUUUAUUUAGGAUUUUAUAAAAGCUAUAUACACAUGCGAAGCAAAAUCACGAUAGUCAUCGAGCAUGACAAUAAUUUCGAUAUAUCGUCGCUCAAGUUUCUACCUUCGAUACGAUAAUCGCGAUUGAAAAUAUCGCGAUAAAUCAAAAUAUCGAAAUAUCGCCCAACCCUAAUGAUGAUUUUACCCGGCAAGGCGACAGUGCUGGCACUCGAUGGAUUAGCCCCGUCAUCAUCUAACUAUCAAUCUGAUUACUCUGCACUAAAACUGCAAUCUUUCAAGAGUAAUACAUGUAAAAUGUUUAUUUUUCCAAGAUUCAUAUAAUCCAGACUACAAGUAUUUAAGUGCUCAUUUCAAUGAAGAACAGUGCUCCAUUACAGGCAUCUUAAACAACAUGAAAUAGUCCAAUGUAUACUGUAUAUGCCCAGUUGGUUUUUCUAAUAUAUCUGUUGAGACCCCAUCAAGUUUGAGGCAGCAGUUUCAGUUGGUGUUGCUGUUUUGUUUUAAAAUGCAUGCAUUUGUUUUCACGUAAUGGGCCGCCGGUCCAUUACGGGAAAAUAAUGGACCCCUGAAAGUGCUUCUCAGCCAAUCACAGUCCGCCAUUUCACCGGAAGUGAUGCUUGCCAUAUAAUAAUUCCCCUAAAAUUUAAACAUGCUAGAUGGAUAAACUCGGCAGAAAAAGUUUACAAAAAAGCUGUGGAUGAUGACGUGAUAGGAGAUGAAGAAAAUGCGUUUGUGUUGUACAUGAGGUUUUUCAACAUCAUGCAAGAAGUGACAAAGACAACAAAAUAUCAAGCAGAUAAGGUAGCAAACUAAUGUCCAUUUUAUGCCCCCUCCAUUGUUAUCAAACUUUAAGGCUUACCAGCUGACCAACAUAGUCUAAUUACCCUCCAUAAAGCAUUGCUGUGGUCAGGGGCGUAGGAAGCAUGAAAAAGUUGGGGGGGGGCAGUUUUGAGGGGCACUUUUCGAAAGAAAAGGGCACCUAAAGAGGGGGGGAGGGCAACUCAAAAAAUUUUCAGGACAUAUCAUUAUCUUCACAAACAUACAAAAACUUUUCCGGACAUAUCAUUUUUUCCAAAAAUAACAAAAAAUUUUCCGGACAUACCAAAAUAAAUGCAAUCAUAAAUCAAAGGCCAUCAAGGCAAAAAUGUAAUCUGAACGACAUUUUUCAUGAUGUCAGAAGGGCAUUUUGCUACCGGAAAAAGGGCACUUUUCAAAACUUGGGGGCCCUUGCCCCCCCCCCCCAGUUCCUACACCCCUGGCUGUGGUUUGUGCAGGGUUUGAACACAUUUGCACUAGGGGUGCACCGGAAUCAAUUUUUAAAGUUCUGGCUAGAACCGGAUCUGCCCGGAACUGAUUCAUUAAGUGAUAUAUGGUCAUAUGUUACUUUGUCUGCUGCCAGACAGCCAGACACUUUCAGUCAUCAAGGAGAGAGCUCACAAAUGUUAGAAUAAAAAGAUUUACUAACGUUAAACAUCAUAAUGAAGUGUUAAUAGUGUACAUUUUUCUUGUGUAGUUCAAAUUUCUUCCAGUAUGUUAUUCAAUAAAUAAACUUGAUAUUCUAUUUCACUGAAAACGACAGAGUUCCGGUUCCGGGCAUUUUUUUUUUUUCAGAGUUCCGGCCGGAACCGGAACUCUGAAAAAUCAGGGUUCUAACCGGCUGUGAACCGAGUUCUGGUACACUCCUAAUUUGCACAUCAUUUUUUCUCAACUAAUUCAAGUGGGACCAGGGUAUGCAUCUGAACUACUGUACCUGAAAAAAAAAACUUUGUUCUAUUAAAUUUUUUCAUGUAAUUCAGACACACAGUCACAAACCACAGUAGCAUAUUGUAUAUUUGUACCAGUACACCGGACCCCUACAUAUUUGAGAUAUCACCACAUGUUAUUGAUUAAAUAUCUCAAUUUUGGGUAUUUUCUGCAAUAACCCAAUCUUUUUUCUUCAGAAAUACUACAGCAGUAUCAUUGGUAGAACAGCUUUAAAUAAAGCAAUUGAAAGAGCUGAAAAGUUAUCAGAAAGUCUCCGAGAAAGGUAGGAUAAAAUCCAGAUAAUUACUGCAAUUCAUGUUGAUUGGAAAAGGUAUAUAUCUGAGCAUAUGCCAUUGAUGGAUCAAUAAUUGACAAAUGAAACAGGGCUCGAAAAAGCAGGGUACCAAUGGCCAAAUGCAGGCCAGAUUUUAGAAAUGGCAGGCAAAAACAAAUUUGAACUGCCACAUAAAAAAAAAAUGCCCGUUGAAAUUCUAUUUCAUUUGCUUACCACAACUCAUUAUAUAGUCGAUCAUUUAGUUGACUAAAUACAUUUAUAUUUGAAAUGCAAAUCCAAUUCUACUGCAGUAAAAUAGACAAUUUUAAAAAUAAUAAAAAUGCAUAUCAUGAAAACACUGAGGUAGGUUAUAAAUAAGAUUCUAAAUUUUGAAGUUUAUACAUAUAAAAAUUGAGCAACUUUAGAGCAACUUUAAAUGUAUUAAAAAUAUCAACUAAAGUAUGAAAUAUGUUAGGUCUGAACCCCCCCCCCCUGUCUCCAACAUUUCUGGUGUGUGUGUGGAAAUUAGCCCCCCCCCCCAAAAAAAAAAAACAAAAAAAAAAAACCUGUUCCACUGCCCUAUAGUUUAUUAUAAUUGCAAAGUUCACAAUCCGUGGGGUGCCUCAGGGUGCAUUGCCACAUAAAGGGUUAAGUAUAAUGUAUCAUUAUCUUACGUUUUUAGAUACAAAAAGCUUGAAGAAGAAACAAAAGCGGCAGCCAUUGAAAACGAUAGAAAAGCCAAAGAGAAAGGUAAAUUCAGAAGGAAUGAAAAACUUAUUGUGUGUUUAAAUUAAUAGAACUAUUAAAAAUUAACGUAUUUAUAAUGAGUAUUUUUUAGCAACAAAUUGUCAAAUACUUCAAUAUUUGUCAAAACUUCAUUAAUCAAAAAGCGAUUAGGUGGCCUCAAAAAUGGCUUCAAAAUUAUGUAAUGAGUUCAAAAUACCAACAAAUACUAAGACAUUUAUUGUAUGGUUCUCAUUUGCUUAAUACCAUAACAUAAUGCAAGUAGUAAUACAAAUCAGUUAAUAAAUCAACUUACUUGCAUUACUAAUGCCUGUCUCGUAUUACAAUGAGUUUCUCAUAUUACACCACAAAGCUUUUCGCGCGGAUUAUAUUUCGUGCAGUACUAAAAUUCGCGCACCCAGCGCUGCGCGAAUUCUAGUACUGCGCGAAUUUUAAUACAAGAAGGUAUUAACUUUAAACAUUGGCAUUGAAUGUGUUUUUUUUUUAGAGAAAAGUGAAACGGCUAAUACGAAAAAUGUGAGGUAUAAUGUACUACAUUGUCGGUAUUUGAUAGUACUGUAGUUUCUGUCAUGCUUACUUUCAGUGACAAUUUUGCAACUAAAUAUUUUCAAUUGUUAAUUUUUGUAGCAAUACAUUACAAGAUAUUGAUGAUUUGCUAAAUGGGAAAAAGACAUCGUCGCAAACAUCAGCAGAUGUGUACAAAAAGUUACAUGUGAGUUGUACAGUAAUGAUAUACAUGCAGUUGUGAUUUUGCUGUUAAUUAUAUCUUAGUAAUCGAUUCCUUGUGUUGACUAAUAAUUGUUACUUGCAAUUUUAUUGUUUGUACUAAAUAAUGCAAUUGUGGCUUUAUCAUUGUGUAUUUCGUGUUUUAGAUAAAUCAUUCUUCAAUAUUAUCACCCAUUGAUAAAAAGUCAGAUGAAAAAGGUAUAUGUAAACUAAAGACGCGUACAGUACACUAGAUUUAUUUCAUUUGAAAGUACCUGGCAAUGAAGAGAGAUCAAAUUCUGAAAACUUGGUCGAAACCCAUGUUUUGGUCGAACAUGGUUAUACACUGAUCAUUUAACCCAUUGAGUUCCUCCUAUAAGUAAAAUUCGGAACUACAGCUUUUUGGUAGGGCGUGCCAGCCCGAAUCAUGGCGUUUCUGGGGCAAAUCUC
This is a messenger RNA of Paramuricea clavata, 4977 nucleotides long. NCBI's taxonomy places the organism in Eukaryota, Metazoa, Cnidaria, Anthozoa, Malacalcyonacea, Plexauridae. The record is from the annotation of a GenBank genome assembly.